Vitrella brassicaformis is the source of this 8424-nucleotide messenger RNA. Lineage: Eukaryota; Vitrellaceae. The record is from the annotation of a GenBank genome assembly.
CAACAAGGCGGCGCGUUCACAUGAGAAGGUGGAGGAGUCUCUAGUCAGACACGACACUUGCACCCAACCAAAAAAGAGCAAAAGAAUGGACCCUCCCGCUCCCCUUCCUCCCCUCUCCCGCUGGUCAGCGAGCAAAACUACGGCGGUCACAAAAUCACACAAGGCGGCCUGUGCGCUCCGUGCGCUGCUGCGUUGGUGUCUGAGGGGCCUCGAGUGACAGCUGCAUAUUCUCUCCGCUGGCCUUGGGGCUGUCCUGGAGUUCAGGCGUGGGCAUCGGCCGCACACAACAAGGCGAGCAAUUGCCAAACCAUCUCUCCCACCAUCUACACAACACAGACAAGCAAAGCCCAUCGAUCAUGCCAUUGCGCUCCCCGAGGCACACACAACAGAUGCACGGCACGCAAACAGAGCAAAUCGGUCCGUCUAGUAGAAAGAUAAGCGCUACCCAGCCUCCUGCCUAGCAUAAUUUAUCAGAGCUUGGCGGCAUGCGCCUCCUCCUCCUUCUUCCCACUCAUGCCACCCUCAGUCGCUGCCUGCCCAUCCGUCGCCUCCUCCCCGCCUGUCCCCCCCGUCGUCCCCUUGCCGUCUCCUUCCUUCCCUGUCUUGCCCUCUCUGCUGUCUUUGUUCUCAUAGAUGGAGAGCAGCAUGCUGACGCUGCCGAGAAUGUACCCCCACGAAGGCGCCCCUCCCAUGCCCAGCACAAGUGGUGGCCUCUCUGCUCUUCUCAGUGUGAGGGGUGCGUCUACUGACGUGGGUUGGCGGGGCGCAGGCGGCAGCAGCGGCUGCGUCACGUCGUCGCUCGUCCCAAACAUGAUGUCCAUCGGGUCCACCGAAGUCGACACGCCUCUCCCUCGGGCGGCGUAUGGCGGCAGAGUCUGGAUGGGGUCCGUCUGGCUUGUGGCGUCGCGGAAUUCUCUGCAAGGGAGGGAGGGGGAGAGGGAGAGGGAGAGGGAGGGGAUCAGAGGGGGGCGGUGCACAGACAGAUGGGUGCCGUGUCUCACCUCUGUAUCUUGCCGACGUGCUGGUGCAGCUCCUCAACUCCCUGAAGUGAGCACGAGAAUUGUCAGCAAUAUCAGUCUAGGUUUCGCGUGUCCAGCCUACCCCUGCAGCCGAAAUGAUGGAUGCUCUCUUAACCGCUUCGCCAGGUGGCGACACCAUGAUCGGCGGCAUGGUCACCGUGCGUCCGCUUGGCCGCUGGUAGAGCACCGACUCGCUGCCUCUCUGCACCGUGCGGCCCUCUGCCAUGAGUAUCUGCGACAUGCUGCUGGCUUUGGCCCGCGGAGGAGAGGGCGGACGGGCCACCAUGGGAGGCUUAAGCGACUGAUGCCAUGAAGAGAGGGGCAGCACACACAUAUACAUCGACACACAGGAGGCUCCCAUGCUGUCUGUCUGUCUGUCUGUCUGUGGUUACCUCCCAUCUCGUGACAAGUCGGUCGUUGGUAUGCUUGAGGCGCGCAUUCUCCUCUUCGAGUGCUGCAAUCUGCCGCUUCAAAUCUAGCUCGCCUCUCACCGCUGAUGACGGCGGAGGAGUCGAGGCCGCACGGGUCUUGCGCCGAAGCUGCUCGUCCAGCUCAGGGCCAGGAGGCGCCAACACGUCAGCCUGACACACACAGACAACAAAGGCACGGCUAUCUGUAUCGCUCACGCCACGACACACGUGGGCGCUCACCGCCUUCUUCUUCUCCUUCUCCAGCUCCGUCUUCAAAUGUAGCAUUUCCUCCUCCAUCUUCUCAUGCAUGUGCUGCAGCCGCAGCUUGGCCAGCUGCAGCUGCGCCACCGACGGCGAGGGCAGGUUCUGCCCGUAGCUGCUGCGUCUCUCCCGCCCCAUGGUCGACUCGAGGGGACUCAUGAGAGUCUGGCCGUGAGGUGACGACGAGCGGCGCUGGUAGUACAGGAAAGAGUCGUCCAGAGCGCCGGUGAGGAGGAAGGGCGAUCGGAGGGCCGACUGCUUGCUGGACGCGUCGGAUCUGUCGAGGCCCUGGUCGUUGGCCUGGAGCUGGCCCAGGUUGAGUUUGGGAACGGCCACGCCAGACAAUUCUUUGGUGACCUGGACCGUCGGUGGCGCCUCUGGCAAGAAGAGACACGUAUUAGGGACAUGGUGGAGCCAUCUGGUGAGUACCUUGCUGCUUCUGCUGCUCGAUCUGUGCCCGGAGGUCUUCAAUCUCGUCUAGCAGGUCAUCCACCUCUUGUUUCAGCUCGUCAUUCUCCUCUCCCAAGUCCUGAAUGAACGAACCGAGAGACACGAGACACGUGAUGUGAUGCACACUCCCCUUCCAUAUGUGCGGUGCAUGGUUACUUACUUUGCAGUUUUCUCUGAGUAUCUCGCAUUCGUCUUCGAUGGCCACCUGGCUGCGACUGCCCAAUCUGGACUGCGGCGACGCAUCAUCCCAUUUGGAACGGAACUUGAGCUCUUUGGCAAGAUUCAUGUCGGCCUCCUUCACCUGACACACAAACACAAAACGAUGAAGCACCGCAUUGAGAUGCUGUCCUUUGUUUCUUUUCUGCCUUGUUUUGUAUCCCCACGUCGGAUUUCUUGGAGACGAGUUGCAGCUGGUGUGUGGACUGCUGGCUGAAUCGAUCUCUGCGUGACGCCUCGAGCAGGCUCUGAAGCUCCUCCUUCUCCUCCGUCAGGUGGGUGACUUGUGUCUCGAGGGCCUCGCACUUCUUCUCAAGGGCCAGCACGGUUGAGUUCAGCGCCUUCAUCUUCAACUCCCUGACAAACAACAAAGACUCACUUCACGAUGUCGCUGUGCUCUUGGUUUGCCGUGUGUCUCUCUCUAUAUGUGUUCUCCCUACAGGACUUGGGUGUCGGGUCCUCUGGCCGUUCUGGGGGUCUGUAUGCGUCCAGCUGCGGCCUGCUGCUGCUCCUGCUGUUGCUUCUCGAGUAGUGCCUGCUGUUGCUGCUCCUCCUUGGCGGCCUUCUUUUCUUCCUUCUCCUUCGUCUUGACCUCCUGCUUUACCUCCUGCAGGCUCCGCUUGAGUGCCGCCUUCUCCUCUCUCACAACCUCCAGCUCCUGAUGCCAGUCAUUGACGCGCCAGCAACGAAUCAAUGAGGGAUAACCAGCAACGAAUCAGUGAGGGACAAGACGAAAGUGUCAAUGGGUCACUGUCGGUCACCUUUUGUGCUUCUUCGAGGAGAGUCAGGUUCUUUUCGCUUUCGGCCUGGUGUGCCUCUUGUGCAGUGCGGUGCAGCUCCAGCUGCUUCCGCAACACUGUGAUCUCCUCAACCAUCUCGUCCCAUUCAGCAGCUAUGUCUUCAUCCAGGUCCUGUGACACACACACACACACACGUGUGACAACGGGAGAAUGGAUGUUUUCCGGUCUGCAUGUCGUGGUGCACCUGUCGUUUCUUGAGGAUCUCGCCGGCUCCCCUCCGAUUCAGCAUGUCGAUUUCGUUGUCCUUGGCCUGCAACUCCCCCUCCAUGUCCUCGACCAUGUGCUCAAGGUAAGACACCUAUCACGCAGACGCACACGCAAAGUUGCAGUACAUUCGUCUCUUCACCUUGGUUGCAUGGUGACUGAGUGGUUAGCGCCCACCUGGCGUCUGAGUUCUUCCAUGUUGGUCACUUGGCGAGGUGAGAUCAUCUCCGGGUCCUGCUCUCCCUCACCUGACGACGGCUCACCCUCCACUCGUGGCGUGAGUCUUUCCUCCACUUGUUGAAGUCUGAACUCCUCCAGCGCCUUCAUUCCCCGAGCCUUCUGACCCUCACCAGGCCCGGACAUGAAGGCAAUCGACCCGCGACGCAUCUGCUGCUCCGCUCGCUCGUCGGAGGUCUGAGAGAGGGUGGAAACGUGGGGGCAUCUUAUGGACCGGGACACAUGCUUUUUCUGUCUUACCGCUGAUGAAGGUGUGUCUGCUUCUUUGUCUCCGGAUUGGGGCGGUGUGACGGACGAGCCCUUGGAGAGAGGCGGCAAGGGGGGCAGUGGAGUCAUUCUGGAUGUGCGACGAGAACGAGCGCCGGUGAAGGUGGCGGUCACAGUCGAGAACUGAACAGAAAGACAGCAAGAGAGCACAAACUCUCCGCUCAAUCCGCAGUCUUAAUGGUCUCCCCUCACUUUGCGUUCGCCGUGCUCUGGGAUGGUCCCGACCCCCAGUGCGGCGAUGUUGGGCGACUGAGAGACACGACGGGAAGCGGCUGAUCCGAUGGUUGAUCUCAGCGUCCCAGGCGGUUUCGGUGGCUGUCGGCAAGUCAACAGGACAUGUACCCAUUCUGACUGACAUGUCAGUCUCUGAUCGUGAGACGCUUACUCGGCUUGAAGGGGAUGCCUCUUCUUCAGUCGAAGUCGAAUGCGGCGCCAUCACUGACCCAGUGGCCGGCCCGGUGGCCUUUUUCACUCGCCCCUUACCCCGGAGCAGCGAAUUCAGGUAGCUGGCCGACGUGAUGCCCCGAACGGACUGCUGCAGCUUCUCCCGGGGCGUGAUCGGACGCGGCUUCCCCGUCUCUUCCUGAGGCACCGUAAGCUGCCCCACACGUGAUUGCUGCUCCCGAAGCCUCUGUGUCCGCUCUCGUCUGAGUUUCUGCGUGACAACAGGCAAUGCGUUGUGGGUUUGUCUGUCUGUAUCUCAGGUCCCCUACCUCGACGCGCUCGCGUCUCUCGUUGCGUGGGGCGUCAUUGGCGGGGCUGUGGGCGCUGGUGCGAGAGGCGUUGAGGGAGGCGGCGGCCGACUCUUCCUCUUUCAGCUUCAGCUUGAGGACGGGCACCUGAGAGAAAGACGUUAAGCGCAUCGCGCAAGAGAAUGGCAGGCAAAGUCCGCUAUGCGCACCUGAGGGGGUGGUGUAGACAUGGUGGCUGGUGGGGGAGUUGCUUUGUUGCUCGCGGGUGGGGGCUUCACCCACAGGGCCUCAGCAGCACCUCCAGGAUACAAAGAUACAGGAUUCCCUUCGGAAAGGGCGGGGGGACUCGGAGGAGAGGGAAAAGUCGCGACGAGACAACCCUAUAGGGUUAGGGUUGACGGGUUUCGGGGUUAGAAGCAGGCGGGCCGGUGUGUAUGGGCCUCCGACGCGUACGCACAUGGCACAAAUAUUGCUGUCUGUCUUUCCACAUGGUCACACGCCUCCCUGACUCAAAGCGACCGCUGAUCGUCAUGCAACACGAGAAGGAACAACAACGAAAAACUGCAUCUGAACUCACACGGACACAUCUGCACAUCAGCUGGCGGAUAGCCCAUUGAUCAGUCUCCCAUCAGUCCCCAAAAGCCCUUGUCCACAGCUCCCUUUCCCUGGCCGCCUCGCCCUCCUGUCCCACAAGCUCCUCCGCUUCCCUUCUCAGCCUCCGCAGCCAAGUCACCAGCUCCGUCAACAGCUCUCUAGAGCCAGGUGUCCUCGCUAUUCGCUCUCUUUCCCCGUCGUGCUCUGUGCGAUCCCUGUCCAGUGCAGCCAUCCACUUCCACAGGUAGUAAGCAGCACCAAAUCGAAGGAGCUCGCCGAGAGAGACGACUGAAUCACAAUCCUGAGGGGCCGCGACCGCACCAUCGUCACGGAACAAGAAACCCGGACGCCUUGUCGCUUCUUGAGGCGGUUCAGGGACCAGUGGAGAGUAGUCGGGGCCGCCUUCAGGGCCGAAUGGCGGGAGGUUUGCAUAGCUCUUGACUUGGACAUUCUGCUCGAGCCUCUCCGCAAGCUUCCGCACCAAAUCGGGGCCCUCGCUCUCACUCUCGUCGCUUGCCCCUGCCGCACUGGCGCUCUCUUCUGUCUCAUCCUCAUCUCUCCUCGCGGCAUCAUCAGAGGGGCAGACAGAUGGAGGGGCCGGGGGAUGAGGCACCGCGUCGAGAUCACCCCAAGCAGGGAGGGGGCCGUGCUCCUCCCGUGGUGGCGGCUCACCCUGGCCGUUCUCCUCUGCAUCUUCAGCAUACUGCGGAAGGGUCACCUGGUGGCACAUGGUUGCCGUUGUGGGCAUCUCACUGAGAGGCAACACGGGGUAGAUGAGCCCACUGACAUCCAACUUGGGUGUGGGUGUCGGCAGCGGUCCUCUUGUCAGCUCGAUAAGGGCGAAGCGCGGCAGAUUGUUGACGUCGAUCCAAGCGGACGGCAGAUUCAGCAGCCAGUCCACUAUGACCUGCUGCUCACUCGUGACGCUCUCCACCUCUUCUGCUUCUUCUGGCUCCUCUCCCUUUGCCUCUCCCUCUGGCUCCUUUGUCUUUCCCUCUUCUGGCUCCCUCUCGACCACCACCGCACCUUCCCCGGGCGCCUCAAGGCGUGCUGCCGGUGUCGUGACAUCCUCGCCUCCUUCCAGCCCUUCUCGCUCCUCUGGAGGGGCCGUGGGCUCUGGUGGCUCUGGUGGCUCUGUCGGCUCUGGUGGCUCUGGUGGCUCCGUCGGCUCUGCUCCGGGGGCUGGAGCGGGUGGCUCUGCUGGAGGGGAAGGGGGUGGUGGUUCUGCCGGCGGCUCCGAUGACUCGGGGGGAGGCUGCUUGGGAGGGGGAGGGGAAAUCUCGGGGCCAACCUCCUUCGCUUUCGCUCGCCUGCAGAGUGGACACAUGGGAGCAGUGAUCAAUCGCUGUUGUGAUGCCCGGUGUUCGUGGCCGGUUACCAUCUUGGCAGGAGUGUUGUCCUGAAGAUGGACCAGAGAGCGUCGGAGGCCUCGGUGCGCAGGCUGGCAUCGGCCAGCACUUGCGACACGAACUCCCGGCCGAGCUCGAGCGUGGCGCUGUCCUUCAUGACCUGGGCCGUCACGUGCUGGGCCUGACAUGACACACGACACACACAUAUAGACUCGCACUGGCAUGGACACCGAUGUGUGAAAUGGGCGUCUUGUGAGGAGGUACCAGGUCCACACAGUACUGUCGCACAACCUCCGAAUUAAGAACAGUGUCGGUGCUGAACAUCGAACACAGACGAAAACCAUUGUUUGUGUUGCCAUCUUUCGUUGCCGUGCUUGGCGUCAGGCGUCCUUACACUAAAUGCUGGGCGGAUUCCCGGACAUCCUGCAGCAGGAAACGAAACACCAAAUAAGUGAAAUGACACAACGCAGGAGCCCUUCCAUGUCCAUCUUGCUCACAUCUCGCUCGAGCAGGACGCCACACCACUCCCCCGCUGCUUUCUGCGCCGAUGGACUGCAUCAUAACGCAUCGCAUUGAGACCAAAAGCCAUCCAUCACUGCGGCAUUCGCAUCUUCUUUCGCUUACAGGAAAAUGGCCAUCACAAGCAGAUCAGACACCUGCUGCUGCACAGUCGGGCUCGACGUCAGGUUCCUGCAGGCGGACAUCCACCACACACACAUCUGGCUGUUUGUAUGCGCCGCCGUCGGCACAUGCAGUGGUGGUGGUCGGCUGUCUCACUUGACGAUGUCGUUUGAGAUCUGCAUGACUUUGUCCAUGACGACCUGGGUGUUGAGCGUCCGCACCACCAAAGAGGCCAGCUCGUUCUCCUGACAUGACGACACCAUGUCAACAAACAGAGGCCUGGUGGGAGUGUCGUGCAGCGUGUGGCGAGGCUGCAUACCGAGGAUGCGAGUAUCUCCAUGAACCACUUUUGAACGAGCUGCUGGACCUAUCAGACAGGCAGACAGACACACAAGGAUGCAGCAGUGAGAAGAACGGCAAGGGCUGUAAUGGUGCUCACCCUCUGGUCCUGCAGGACGUCAUCGAUCAACUGCUUGGAGAACUGAUUCGCUGGCCCGCCACACAGCAAGGCACACAGCCACAGUAAUUUGACGGACGAAGCAUGAACGAUCAGCGUACCAGUGAACUGCAGCUGCUCGUUGGUGAGUCCUUCCCUCACAACCUCGGCUCCCUGCCUGCAUGAGCGCACAGACGAAGGCACACGUCGGUCAUUCCGCGGCACACACGCCCCACUCACUUGGAUAUGAGUGACUUGAAUGAGUCCCCAUAAGCAAACAGCACCACCCCGAUGAUGGCCCCCGUUAUCGACACGGUCACGAUGAAGUUCUGAUACAGCCGGGUCACCACCAUCUCGUAACCCUUCUGCGUCUCAUGCUCCAGGUAGCGACGCAAGUUCCUCACCUCACCCAGCACCCACCCGUCCCACCCCUGCUGACUGUCACCCUGGCCUCCUCCUCCUGCCGAUUGCUGACCACCCUUCGAUUGUUGACUAGCACCCUCCUGACGCUCCGCAUUCCUCUGAUCGUUGGCCUGCUUGCCAUUGGAGAUGACAGAGCGGAAGGAUGCGUCCCUCCAGGGCCUGCUGUGCGGGAUGGGAGGGGGCGGGGGCCAAUGCGGGAGUGUAUGAGUGAAAGGGGAUGACGCAUGCGGAGGCGGGACCGACGGCGGGCGAAUGGCUUUGGAGGCUGCCUGGGAACACUUGAGCUUGGCCAAAUGGCGAAGCAUUCAGCUGCCGGGAGGGAUUGUUUCUCGAUCAAGACAAGCGCUGUGCGUGUCCAUCAGCAAGUUGGCGGUAUGAGCUGCGGCUCUCAUGACUGCUUUCACUCGGAAAGCACCACGCAGCGGUUUCAGGGAGCACCCGAAAU